CUUCAUCAUGGCCACAGAAGUUAGCUCGAGCACUGCAACAGGAAAUCCCCAUCAGCAGUCAACUUCUGAGCAACAAGAGCCUCCCAAGUUUGACAAAGCAGAGAACCAGCCAAAGGAGAAUCAGCAGCUAACAGAUGUAGUGGACAAGCAAACAGCUGCAGUACCAGUCAACGGUGGUCCAGCCCACAAAGAGGAGGCAGAGAAGGAGCAGUCCUCAGGCAGCAAAGGAUUGUCUCGUUUCUUACCCGGCUGGCUCAAGAGACCCAAGUCUCAGAUUUCAGAAGAAGAGAUUGGAAAGGAAACUGGAGUGGCUUCUGUCGAGGACAACACUAUACAACUACAGCAACAACAACAGAAUUCAGUAGAGCAAAAAGAAGAAAGAGGACAAGGGGCCCCUAUUGCUGAUCAGGAGUUGGAUGAUAAUAUUGAGGAAGAAGCAACUUUAGAUUUACAUUCCCUGAGUAGUGUUGAGACGCAGCCAGCACAAGAAGAGAAAGAAGAUUUUGUUCCAGAGAAAGAUCCAGUGAUUAAGGAUGAAGUAAAGCUAGAAACUCCUGAGGAGAAACAAGGUCAAAGUACAGGGCUAAAAACCAGUGAAGUUUCAAAACCACCUCUGAAGAUUACCAAAAAACCUAAAACCAUGCACUGCAAGGUGACUCUAUUGGAUGAAACUGAAUUUCAGUGUGAUGUUGAGAGACAUUCCAAGGGACACGAACUCUUUACCAAAGUGUGCCAGCAUCUUAACCUGCUGGAGAAGGACUAUUUUGGUCUGGUCACUUGGGAUUCAACAAAUCAGAGAAAUAUGGAUGACAGUCUGAAAUCAGACCUGGAUGAGCAGUCAGAGUGUGUAAAAGUUGACCACAAGACAGAAGUAGACGCACUGAAGCUGGAAAAUGGCUUCAGCGUGAGUCAAGUGGCCAACCCAAUGGAGCUUCCACAGGGACGGGACUCUAUCCCUUUCUCUGUGAUUAACAGCGAGGAGGAGGAAGGAUUGUACCUCUUUCAGAGCAAGGAGAAGGGGCAAAAGCAGUCAGAGAUAGGCCUGAAUAUGCAAGUUGAGGCUUCAGGGGAGGUUACAGCAAAGGCCCUCUUGAGCUCUACUGCUCCUCAACUAAACCACCAUCUGAAGGAAAGGGAACAGAAAGACCAGUCUUUAAAGAUAAAUGGCGAUAUAUCUUAUUACCAUGAACCUCCUCAGCUAAUCCGCUGUUUUCAGCCGCCACUUGUAAAGACUCAAACUGUAACCAUCUCUGACAUGCCCAACUCUGAAAAUGAGAUUGCAACAAAUGAAGUUCCUGUUGUUCACACUGAAACAAAAACCAUCACCUAUGAAGCAGCACAGACAGAUGAUGGUAAUGGUGACUGUGAACCUGGGGUAUUGAUGAGUGCUCAAACUAUCACAUCUGAGACCGUCUCCACCACUACAACCACUCAAAUCACAAAGACCAUUAAGGGAGGAAUUUCAGAAACCAGGAUUGAAAAACGAAUUGUAAUCACAGGAGAUAGUGAUGUUGACCAUGAUCAGGCUUUGGCACAAGCCAUCAAGGAAGCCAAAGAGCAGCAUCCAGAUAUGUCAGUGAUGAAGGUAGUGGUCCAUCAAGAAACAGAAGUGGCUGAGGAAUAAGACGAG
Messenger RNA from Rhincodon typus (whale shark), 1630 nucleotides. Its product is annotated as protein 4.1-like. The record is from RefSeq and is a predicted model, not a curated record. Gene Ontology annotation, cellular component: plasma membrane; cytoskeleton. Gene Ontology annotation, molecular function: actin binding; structural molecule activity. Bases 8 to 1624 code for a protein of 538 amino acids. The transcript is spliced from 8 exons. Lineage: Eukaryota; Metazoa; Chordata; Chondrichthyes; Orectolobiformes; Rhincodontidae.